This is a messenger RNA of Apodemus sylvaticus (European woodmouse), 2048 nucleotides long. RefSeq names its product calcium/calmodulin dependent protein kinase II alpha (gene Camk2a). Gene Ontology annotation, biological process: protein phosphorylation. The transcript has 14 exons. Bases 130 to 1182 code for a protein of 350 amino acids. Gene Ontology annotation, cellular component: neuron projection; cytoplasm. The record is from RefSeq and is a predicted model, not a curated record. Gene Ontology annotation, molecular function: ATP binding; calmodulin binding; calcium/calmodulin-dependent protein kinase activity. NCBI's taxonomy places the organism in Eukaryota, Metazoa, Chordata, Mammalia, Rodentia, Muridae.
CAUGUCUGUCUCUCCAGGGUCACUGGUGGGGAGCUGUUUGAAGACAUUGUGGCCCGGGAGUAUUACAGUGAAGCUGAUGCCAGCCACUGUAUCCAGCAGAUCCUGGAGGCUGUGCUGCACUGUCACCAGAUGGGGGUGGUGCAUCGUGACCUGAAGCCUGAGAACCUGUUGCUGGCCUCGAAGCUCAAGGGCGCUGCUGUGAAGCUGGCAGACUUUGGCCUGGCCAUAGAGGUUGAGGGGGAGCAGCAGGCAUGGUUUGGGUUCGCAGGGACACCUGGAUACCUCUCCCCAGAAGUGCUGCGGAAGGACCCGUACGGGAAGCCUGUGGACCUGUGGGCCUGUGGCGUCAUCCUAUAUAUCUUGCUGGUUGGGUAUCCCCCAUUCUGGGACGAGGACCAGCACCGCCUGUACCAGCAGAUCAAAGCUGGUGCCUAUGAUUUCCCAUCACCGGAAUGGGACACCGUCACCCCGGAAGCCAAGGACCUGAUCAACAAGAUGCUCACCAUCAACCCGUCCAAACGCAUCACGGCCGCUGAAGCUCUCAAGCACCCUUGGAUCUCGCACCGCUCCACCGUGGCCUCCUGCAUGCACAGACAGGAGACCGUGGACUGCCUGAAGAAGUUCAACGCCAGGAGGAAACUGAAGGGAGCCAUCCUUACCACUAUGCUGGCUACCAGGAACUUCUCCGGUGGGAAGAGCGGAGGAAACAAGAAGAACGAUGGGGUGAAGGAAUCUUCUGAGAGCACUAACACCACCAUCGAGGACGAAGACACCAAAGUGCGCAAACAGGAAAUUAUCAAAGUGACAGAACAGCUGAUCGAAGCCAUAAGCAAUGGAGACUUUGAGUCCUACACGAAGAUGUGUGACCCUGGGAUGACAGCCUUUGAACCCGAGGCCCUGGGGAACCUGGUCGAGGGCCUGGACUUUCACCGAUUCUAUUUUGAAAACCUGUGGUCCCGGAACAGCAAGCCCGUGCACACCACCAUCCUGAACCCUCACAUCCACCUGAUGGGUGACGAGUCGGCCUGCAUCGCAUACAUCCGCAUCACUCAGUACCUGGAUGCGGGCGGCAUCCCCCGCACGGCCCAGUCGGAGGAGACGCGCGUCUGGCAUCGCAGGGAUGGCAAAUGGCAGAUCGUUCACUUCCACAGAUCUGGGGCGCCCUCUGUCCUGCCCCAUUGAAGGACCAGGUCAGGGUCCCUGCGUCGUCCUUGCUUCGCAGAGAUCCGCUCUUUGUCCGUGGAGUGUGGCUGCUGGUUCUCUCUUAGAUUUUGCUGGAAUUCUCCCUGUUGUAUCACCUCACCAUUGCCUCCUCUGUACCUGCAUUGUGAAAACCUGCUUGUUCACAGAAAUCCUCACGACAUCACAACGAAUGGCCAGCUCUCCCCGGCUCCAUUGCCCACGCUCUUCCUGCCAGUGGGAACCUUCUUCAGGCUCGAGUACCCAGGGUGCUGGCCCGGGGAAUCCCUACUUCCUACCCACUGUUGUUGGUCUGGGCCUAGCUUUGGCUAUAGAUGUAGAGGCCCCAGUUGUGCAUUUGGAAGGAAGUGAGGAAGAGGCGGGCAGGUCAUGUCAAGGGUCUUUCUCCUCAAUUCCUUCUCUUCCGGGGUCCCUGGGGAAGCCCAGAUGAGACCCUCGGUCUCCAGUCCAACUCUUUAUGAGGGAGAGGAAAAGAGGAAACAGAGCCAGGACCUGCUGCUUUCAUCUGCUCCCCUCUGUGCUGGCCUUUGACCUCACAGUGGGGGAGGGGUGGACUCUCCUGUCCAGGUGCCCCACUCGCUGCCUCAGUCCUCCUGUGAAGUUUGUCUCCAGUGUUGACCCACCCGCCCUGCCCUUCCGCCAUCCUUGGAGAAUUCCAGCCUCAUCUGUCUGAGAGGCGAUCUGAAGGUGUUUCAGGGGCAAAGCAAGCAGCAUUUAGGUAUCACUUCUACUUGGACGCAUGCCUUUUUACAGCCAAACUUUCCGUGUAUUUCGUAAAUGGAUCUUGCGUUAACGGACAUUUAUGUGCUAACUAGACCUCUCAAGUUAUUGUAAAGAAGAGUCGGAUG